Molecule: messenger RNA, 846 nt
Organism: Acanthosepion pharaonis
Lineage: Eukaryota; Metazoa; Mollusca; Cephalopoda; Sepiida; Sepiidae
Source: the annotation of a GenBank genome assembly
AUGCCUUUAUCCUUUUAUCUCGCUUUCAUUUUUCUGAUCUUUCACUCUUUAGCUAUCUUAGUCUCUUUCUUUUCUUCUUUCUUAUUUUCCGUUGCUUUCUUUCCUUCCUUCUUUCUUUCUUUCUUUCUUUCUUUCUUCGUUCCUAGUUUUCCUUCCAUACUUUCCUUCAUUUGUUCUUUUUCCUUUCAUUUUCAUUCUUGUAUAUUAUUAUACAUAUUUAUUUUUCCGUUCCUACUUUUUUCUUUCUUUUUUCUUUCUUUCUUUCUUUCUUCACAUGUUUAUUUAUUUUUCCGUUCUUACUUUUUCUUUUCUUUCCUCUUUCUUUCUUUUUUUGAUUUCCUCUUUCUUUCUUUCUUUCUUUCUUUGAUUUCCUCUUUCUUUCUUUUUUUCCACUUUUCCUUCCGUUCUUUUUUUAUUUCUUUACAUAUUUAUUUUCCAUUUUUCCUUUCUUUCUUUCUUUUCCUUCCAUUCUUUGUUUUUUUCUUUCUUUCUUUUCCUUUCAUUCUUUCUUUCUUUUCCUUCCAUUCUUUCUUUUUUCUUUUACUUUCUUUCUUUCUUUUUUCUUUUCCUUCCAUUCUUUGUUUUUUCUUUCUUUCUUUUCCUUCCAUUCUUUCUUUCUUUCUUUCUUUCUUUCUUUUUUUACAUAUUUAUUUUUCCGCUCCAACUUUUUCUAUCAUAUCAUUUUUCUUUCUUUCUUUUCUCUAUUUCCAUUUCCGCCCCUCCUCCACAACUGUUUCCUACAAUUACUUAUGCCAAAUCAUACAAUUUCUCCGUCUGUCCAAGCUGAAAGCAUCUUUGAAAUUGACACUAAACACAUUAUAUGUCGUCCGUAAAGCUUUCUAUUAA